This is a messenger RNA of Arachis stenosperma, 4786 nucleotides long. RefSeq names its product nuclear pore complex protein NUP1. NCBI's taxonomy places the organism in Eukaryota, Viridiplantae, Streptophyta, Magnoliopsida, Fabales, Fabaceae. The coding region runs from base 175 to 4293 and encodes 1372 amino acids. The record is from RefSeq and is a predicted model, not a curated record. Gene Ontology annotation, biological process: nuclear membrane organization; poly(A)+ mRNA export from nucleus. Gene Ontology annotation, cellular component: nuclear envelope. The transcript is spliced from 9 exons.
UUACUACUUUUUCUUAUUUUAUUCUCUCUCUAUUAUUCUCUCUCUCUUCGCUUAAAACCCUAAUUCCCCUUUCUCUCUCCCUUCUCCCUUCUCCCUUCUCUCUUUCUUUGCGUCCUUGGAGCUUCGAACGAACAACAGACUCUCCUUCUUCUACUCUCUCUCUCUCUCUCUCUGAUGGCGACAGAAGAAGAGAAGGAGAACAACAAGAAGAACCCUUACGGAGAAGGGUUGGGAACAGGAGGGAAGUUCCGAAAACGCCCCUUCCGAAGGACCCAAACGACGCCGUAUGAUCGUCCUCCCAACUCCCUCAGAAACCCUACAGCCGCCGCUCAAAGAAAUAAUGAAGGAUGGUUCUACAAGCUUAUCCGCGAUCCCGCACAACGCUUCAUCUUUCAAAGCGCCAACUCUUUCUUCUCCUCUAUCUUCCGCAAACGCCUUCCCCCACCUCCUCCUCCUCCUCCUCCCCCUACCAAUCCUCCUUCUCACCCUUCCUCCUCUAAAGACACAGAAACAGAACAGGUAUUGCGGGAUAAUCAUCAAGAAGCUCCAUUUGUUGGAAACAAUUCAUCUGGCAAGCAAUAUGUAGCACAUCAUGAAAGUGAUGUUCAGAUUAUUUGUUCUGAUGGAGAGAGUUUAUCUGAACUUGAGAAACUAUUAAGGCAGAAGACUUUCACCAGAUCUGAGGUUGACCGGUUGACCGCACUUAUGCGGUCAAGAACUGAGGAUGCACCUGAUGCACCUACCCAAGAGGGUGAGGAGAGGAAAAAGGACAUCGCCAUGGAGCCAAGGUUGCCUUGCGAACCAAAGGAAGAGUAUCCCAAAACACUUCCUCUAGAUAAUGUUGAUAAGCAUCUUGCUGUAACCCCAUAUGCCACUUCAAGUGUUCCUAUUGAGGAUGUUGCUUCACCUGCAGAGCUUGCAAAGGCAUACAUGGGGAGUAGGCCUUCCAAGGUUUCUGCAGCUAUGUUAGGUGUCCGAAGUACUGCUCGGAGGGAUGAUUUGACCUUCCCGAAAAGUGAAAAUUUCUCUCUUAGUUCAUCUGUUACAUCAAUUGUGCCGAGGAAUACUAGACAUGCUGCGGUUCAUGAAAAUGGUUUUGUGACCCCAAGAUCUCGUGGCCGGUCUGCAAUAUAUAGUAUGGCUCGGACACCUUAUUCCCGACCUUAUGUAACGUCAACCCUCAAGGGUGGUCGGCUUGCUGUUGAUGGUGAGCCGUCAUCAUCUACUCAGUCUGCAUUGGAUCGAGGCAUGCUUUCUGGAUCCAUACCCGGGGCAUUAAAGCGUAGCAGUUUAACAUUGGAUAAUGAUAUAGGAUCUGUUGGUCCUAUACGCAGAGUCCGUCAAAAGUCUAAUCUUCUAUAUUCUAAAGGUAGCAGCUCUCUAUCUAUUGCUAGGAGUGGAGCUGGCGGUGAUUAUUCUCAGCAACCAUCAUCCUCAAGUCAGAAUCCUACUCUGAUGGAUGAGAACGUGAAUGACAGUAAGCCUGGUACGAGCUUCCCCGCUUUACCCACAAAAUCAAGUGAGAUGGCAUCAAAAAUACUCCAGCAGCUUGAUAAGUUGGUCUCCCCUAAAGAAAAAUCAUCUGAAUCAAGGCUAUCAACGGUGAAUGACAUAUCACCAAUGAAAUUGUCCCCUUCUAUGUUAAGAGGACAGGCGCUUCGUAGCAUGGAAACUGUAGAUUCAUCAAAAUUGCUGGAAAAUAUGCAAGAUAAUAAAUUAGAUGGAAAAGUUGGAAAUCUGUUUCCUGGUGCCCAGAAGUUAACCUUGCAGAAAGACACAGUUGAAAAUCGUCCGUUGAAGCUUAAUGCUCCUUCUGAUGUAGAUGCCACAAACCCAAAGAACCAAUUCAUGUCUAGUGCAAAGUCUGUUGAUUCUAGCAUGAUAAAUUCCGUUUCUUUCCAUCCACAGAAGAAGAGUGCAUUCCAUAUGAGUGCGCAAGAGGAUUUCUUGGACCUGGAUGAUGAUGCAUAUCCUAAUGGGGCUGUCUCAUCUUUUCCUGCUGCUGAGAAAGAAACAAGUGGCUCAAUCGCUAUGGCAGAGAAAACUACCUCUCUGACAGGAUCUAAAAAUUUGGCAGUUGAUGGUGAAGGUUAUGUUGGGGCUGCUGCGACUAGGGUUGGUGAGAAGGUUGAUAUAUCAACAUCUAUAACACCAUCUAUCCCUGGGGCAAAUAAUCCAGUUACAGUUGGAAUUACAGAAGCUACAAAAAUAAGUUUUGGUUCUGAGAAACCUGCUUCCCCAAAUGGGUCUGUUGCUAAUCCUGCCAUGUUUAAUUUUGCUAGUAAUGUGGUUUCGUCCACUGCUACUGGUGCUCCAGCAGACAAUCUAACCAAAUCAGCUCCCAUAUUUGGUUUGGAAAAGGUUCCGCAAGUGCCAUUUAGUUCAUCAUCGCCUGGCGAAGGAUUCAGUCCUGUGAGGUUUGGUGCAUCUGACUCAAUGGCAGGAAACUUUGUCAGUUCAACGACAGUUGCUGGUACAACUGAUUCUAGGCCCAAAGUUCGUGAGUCUGAAAAAGGUGGUACCGAGACCAACAAGGAUAUGGGAUUUUCUGAAAGGUCAUCUGGACCUGCUGUUUCUCCUGUCACAUCAACAUCACCCACAAGUAUAUUUACUUUUGGCCAGAGUUCAACAUCAAGUCAAAAUAAUGGGUCUAUUGCUUUAAGCCCACCAAUGUCUUCACCCUUUUCUUCUCUUGGAUCAAAUAAUUUUGCCAGUCAAAAUAUAUUCAGUAGCUCAUCCCUUGCAGCAAGCAGCACCAGCACUAGCAAUGCUUUUGCAUCUGCUGGCUCCAUAAUGACAACCAGUGCUGCUGCCAUGACUGCAUCAAACAAUUGCAGUUCUUCCACCCCGUUGGUGUCAUCUUCGACUUCAAGUUCAACUGCUUCCAUUUUCAAAUUUGGAUCCACUCCUUCCCUUUCAACAGGUUUUCCUGUAUCGUCUUCUGGCACAGAACCUCUGGAAACUAAGAGUAUUAAGGAUGGAGGAGUUGGUAAUCUUAGCAGUUCUGCCUUUUCUAGCUCAUCUGCUGCUGUUGGAAGCACUGGUAGUGGCAUUUUUGGGGUCAGCUCUUCGUCAAAUAGUCAGUCUCAGGGUUCUGUUCUAGGUGCUACUGUUAGCAGUGGUUCGAUUCUUGGUGCUCAGGUGUCUCCUGAUAAUAGUCAGUUUGCGGCUUCUACACAGAGCCAACCUCUUUCAUUUGGUUCAUCUGCAUCAACUCCAUCCUUUGGGUUGGCUGGGAGUACAACCUCUUCAGGGAGUUCUUUGUUUACUUCAUCGAGUGCUGGCACCACAAGUACUGGUUUUACUUCUGGGAGUUUGUUUGGUUCAUCUGGAUCGUCUCCAUCCUUUGGGUUAACUGGGAGUGCAGGCUCUUCAGGUAGUUCUUUGUUCACCUCAUCCGCUACUGCCACAGGUACAGCUUUUCCUUCUGUGGGUUCAUUUGGUUCAUCUGCAGCAAUCCCAUCCUUUGGGUUGACCGAGAGUACAGCCUCCUCGGGAAGUUCUUUUUUUACUUCCUCCAGUGCAGCCACAAAUUCAUCCUUUUCUUCCGGGGGUUCAUUGUUUUCUUCCUCAAGUCCUGCCACAAAUAUUUUCAAUUCUGGUUCGACUUUUGGACUUGGUGCCUCGGCUUCAUCCUCAGCAGCCAACUCUAAUAGCUCCAAUGGUGGUACAAGCACUGGUUUGUUUGGUUCUUCUACAUGGCAGCCCAACAACUCGCCAUUUGGUUCCACAUUUAGUUCAUCAUCUUCGACUGGCUUCUCCUUUGGAGCAUCUGCCAUUUCUGCUGCUUCUAGUAGUUCACCCUUUGGAGCAUCCACUGGUUCUGUUAUGUCUACCAGUUCACCUUCGAUGUUUUUAUCAACCAACAAUGCAUCAACUCCUCGAUUCUCAUUCACUUCAGCUGCAGCCUCUACCUCCAGUCAGAAUGCCUUUGGAACUCCUAACCCCGUCUUCUCAUUUGGUUCCACUCCUGUUAAUAAUAAUGAUCAGAUGAGUAUGGAGGACAGUAUGGCUGAGGACACAGUUCAAGCAACUCCACCAGGGCCGGCAGCUCCUAUAUUCGGUCAGCAACCUCCACCAGCUCAGUCAAAUUUUGUAUUUGGAGCAUCAACUCCAUCAGGAGCCAGUCCUUUCCAGUUUGGUCAGAAUACUGCUCCACAGAGCCCUUCUCCAUUUCAGGCCUCUGGCAGUCAAGAGUUCAACGCAGGUGGGAGUUUCUCAUUGGGCACGGGUGGCGGUGACAAGGCUGGUCGACGGAUGGUGAGAGUUAAGAACAAGAUGCGGAAGAAGUAAGACUACUUUGUUUAUGAAGAUGGUAACUUCUGCACUGCUGUGGUGCUGCAGACCUGCACCAUACAACAAAUAAACAUGCUCCAAAGAGUGAUUGCGGGAUAUUGCUGUUGGCUUUGCAAUAUGAAAGUGCUAUUGAAAGCUAAUCAAGAUUUGCAGGCUUUUCAGAGUCUUCUUUCUCCCUUCCUUACUUCCUUAUUCUUAUAGAAUGAAAGGCUAAGUUUUCCCAAUUUUGUAACAGUAUGAUAUGGUGAAACAAUGUGCUGAACUGUAAUGGUUUUAGGUCAGAGUUGAUGUCUUGGUCAGUUAUCAUGUUCACAAAGAUCCCUGUAUUGUUCUUAUUUGUAACAUAAUCAGAGUUAGGUAUGGAUUUAUGUCUUUGCUGGUUGUAACUUUGCAGUUCCAAGUGAGCAACCUGUGAAAUGAUUAUAACCGCUAGGCGUUCUGGUCUUUGUUUUGCCAUUUAUUUUGCGAGAAUGCACGGUUCUCUUCUUGA